AAGUUGGAUGAAAGACUUUACGUCUGUGAAACAAUAACUAACACCCGUGUGCAUCUUCAUUCAUCGGAUUCUGCUUGGCACGCCUCAAACCUCGGCAGUAAUUACAGGGCUUGGUCAGAGAUGCAUGGCCGAUAUGUUCACUCCUAUGGCUUCUUGAUCUACCUGAUGUUGAAUGGAGUCUGGCAGACAAGGUCGAAAUCAGAUGUGUCUGGGUCAGAGGCUUUCAAAAACAACAUCACACUUUUCACAAGGAUCCUGGACAGACUGUUGGAUGGGUAUGAUAACAGGCUGAGACCAGGUCUCGGAGAUCAAGUGACUGAGGUAAAGACUGACAUUUACGUGACCAGUUUUGGGCCAGUAUCGGAUGCAGACAUGGAGUACACUGUGGAUGUGUUCUUCCGCCAACGCUGGACAGAUGAGCGGCUGAAGUUCCAUGGGCCAAUGAAUAUCCUACGUCUAAAUAAUCUGAUGGCCAGUAAGAUCUGGACCCCUGACACCUUCUUCCACAAUGGCAAGAAGUCUGUGGCUCACAACAUGACCAUGCCAAACAAAUUACUGCGGAUCAUGGAGAAUGGGACACUGCUUUACACCAUGAGGCUGACAGUGCAGGCAGAAUGUCCAAUGCAUCUGGAGGACUUUCCUAUGGACUCUCACUCAUGUCCACUGAAGUUUGGCAGCUAUGCAUAUACGUUGACAGAGGUGACUUAUGUUUGGACACGAAAUGCCAAGCUUUCAGUGGAGGUGGCUCCAGACGGAUCAAGGUUGAACCAGUAUGACUUGAGGGGCCAAACUGUUGACAAAGAAACUAUUAAAUCCAGCACUGGGGAAUAUACAGUGAUGACAGUUUAUUUCCAUCUAAAGAGGAAGAUUGGGUACUUUGUGAUCCAAACUUACUUGCCCUGCAUUAUGACUGUCAUUCUGUCCCAGGUCUCCUUCUGGCUUAACCGUGAAUCAGUACCUGCUCGAACGGUUUUUGGUGUGACUACUGUGCUUACUAUGACCACUCUGAGUAUCAGUGCUCGUAACUCAUUGCCCAAAGUGGCUUAUGCCACUGCAAUGGACUGGUUCAUUGCUGUGUGCUAUGCCUUUGUCUUCUCUGCCCUUAUUGAAUUUGCAACGGUCAACUACUUCACCAAACGGGGCUGGGCCUGGGAUGGCAAGAGUAUUCUAAAUGACAAGAAAAAAGAGGGCUCUAUUGUGAAGAAGAACAACGCUUAUGCAGUCGCUGUGGCAAACUAUGCUCCCCACAUUGCAAAGGAUUUAGCUUUGCCCACUGUUUCCAAGAGUGCUCCAGCAGAGACCACUAAAGCUCAGCCCGUGAUUAAAGAGAGCAAGAAGACAUUUAACAGUGUGAGCAAGAUCGACCGAAUGUCCCGCAUCAUCUUCCCUGUGCUUUUUGGAAGCUUCAACCUGGUCUACUGGGCUACAUAUCUCAACAGAGAGCCUGUCAUUAAGAACAUGGUUCCCUCUCACUGACUAGUCCAUUAAAUAUGAAUAUGCACAUUAC
Tachysurus vachellii is the source of this 1507-nucleotide messenger RNA. RefSeq names its product gamma-aminobutyric acid type A receptor subunit alpha2a (gene gabra2a). Gene Ontology annotation, biological process: signal transduction; regulation of postsynaptic membrane potential; nervous system process. The record is from RefSeq and is a predicted model, not a curated record. Gene Ontology annotation, cellular component: GABA-A receptor complex; postsynapse; synapse. The transcript has 10 exons. Gene Ontology annotation, molecular function: benzodiazepine receptor activity; transmitter-gated monoatomic ion channel activity involved in regulation of postsynaptic membrane potential; inhibitory extracellular ligand-gated monoatomic ion channel activity. Bases 121 to 1476 code for a protein of 451 amino acids. Lineage: Eukaryota; Metazoa; Chordata; Actinopteri; Siluriformes; Bagridae.